Microplitis demolitor is the source of this 5355-nucleotide messenger RNA. RefSeq names its product transcription elongation factor SPT6. Gene Ontology annotation, cellular component: transcription elongation factor complex. Gene Ontology annotation, molecular function: histone binding; nucleosome binding; DNA binding. Bases 843 to 5321 code for a protein of 1492 amino acids. NCBI's taxonomy places the organism in Eukaryota, Metazoa, Arthropoda, Insecta, Hymenoptera, Braconidae. The record is from RefSeq and is a predicted model, not a curated record. Gene Ontology annotation, biological process: transcription elongation-coupled chromatin remodeling; nucleosome organization; mRNA transcription by RNA polymerase II. The transcript has 3 exons.
UCUGAAAAAAAAAUUUUCAUACGCCCUUACUGUUUCUCGGGUACCAUAAGGGCGUAUAAUUUUUUAUACGCCCUUAUGGCAUCUGCAAUGCAAUAUACAAUAUUAUUUUACGGUGAAUAAUUAUUCUUGUUUCUUUGAAAAUGUUGACAUAUUAAGAAAAAUCGAAAAUUAAAUAACACUAAUAUUUCGUAAUUUAUUUAUUUUAAAUACUCGUAUAAUACCGAUAAUAUCUUCUGCUCCAAAAAAAUUUCCAUUCGUCUUGUUUGAGAGAUAAAUUAGUGAUUUAUGUCCAUUUCACACCUGAGGGACAAAAUAUUCAAGUAUCUAGAUAAUAAAACCCGAUGGUUAUUUAAUAAAAGGUAGACAAAUCUCUUAGUAAUUAUAGGAUUAAAAACACUUAAGAUAAAUAAGUGAGGGUCCAUUUAAUACGUCAGACAGUACAAGGCGUCAUAGGUUUAUUACUUGGGUAAUUACUUUUUCUACCGAAAUGUUUGUCCUUUGUAAUAUAUACAGUCUUCUUUGAGUUACCAUUUACAUUCUAAAGUAACCAAUAACACCCCCAUCAGUUUUGUAAAAUUCUUCUGACCAAUGAACUUGCAAUAUGUCCCUCCUUCCUUAAUUUUUAUCUUAAACGAAAAGGACGAUGGAUAUUUUUAAAGUAAAACCGGCACCUUGAUGCAGUUCAGUUGUCCUGUAGCUCUUGAGGAUCACGAUCACACUUCAUCUUAUUGUUGAAAAUUAUUACAGAAGUUACUAUUCUAAUAUCUAAGUUUAUAGUAAUUACAGAAGUUACUUGUUUUAUUUUUUGAAAAUAUCUACUUAAAAAAAUUAUUGCCGCAAAAAUGAAUUUCUUAAAAAACGCUGAGGAGUAUGAAGAAGUUGAAAACAGAAGAAUUAAGAAUAACGUGAUAGAAAGCGACGACGAUGAAAGCAGUAGCAGCGAAAGUGAGGAAAGUGCCGGAGCCGACGAUGAAAAAGUCAACGGGAGUAAAAGAAAAAUAAUUAAUGACGACGACGAUGACUUUGAUGAUCGUUUGGAGGACGAUGAUUAUGAUUUGAUUGAAGAAAAUUUGGGCAUUACUGUUGACCGUCGACGAUUUAAACGUUUGAAGCAGAUGCCAGCCGACGGAUCUGACGACGAAGAUGAAGAUAAUGGAAAGACUGAGAAAGACUCUAUUGCUAAUGAAUUAUUUGAAAAUAGCAUUGAUGAUGAUACUCAAAAACGAAGUCCCAGUCGCGAAUCGGAGCAUCAGGGAUCCAAUCUUGACGACGAUGAUCAAAGUGUUGCAUCAGAAGAUGAUUUUAUUGUUGACAAUGAUGACAAGCCCAUACCCAAGAGGAAAUAUGUUUCUGCAGGCGAUCCAGCUCUGGACCAGGCCAGGGAAAUAUUUGGUGUCGACUUUGAUUAUAAUACUGUACGACACCAGUACGACGAUGACAUGUUUCCAGAAGACGAAAAUAAGGAAAAUGAAGAUGAGAAGAAAAAAACAAGAAAACCUACAGCCCAAAAUAUUUUCCAAAUAUACGAGCCCAGUGAUUUAAAACGAUCAUUCUAUACGGACUUAGAUCAUGAGAUCCGUUGCAAGGACAUUCCUGAGAGAAUGCAGUUGCGCUCAACGCCGAUUACUCCUGUACCUAAAGAUUCCAGCGAGCUUGAUGAAGAGGCCAAGUGGAUUUAUAAGCAUGCAUUCAUACAACGAAAAAUUUUACAACAAGUUACGGAUAAUUUUGGAUUUAAAGGACCAAAAACGGUGGAGAAAAUAAAGAAUGCGUUGAAUUUGAUGCGUAAUCAAAACUUCGAAGUUCCUUUUAUAGCUUUUUACCGGAAGGAACUAGUGGCACCAGAAUUGAACAUCGAUGAUUUGUGGAAAGUGUACAAGUUUGAUGCUAAAUGGUGUCAACUGCACCAGAGCAAAAAAAAAUUGCUGAGUUUGUUUGAGAAUAUGAGAGAUUUUCAAUUGGACGAAUUAAUGAAGAAUCCUGAUGCGUCACUUCCAAAUGAAAUUCGGGUUAUCAAAGACAAAGAUAUCGAGCGUUUGAAGAACGUCCAAACAAACGAAGAGAGAAAUGACGUUUAUAAUCAUUUCAUGCUCUACUACAGUCGCGACAUUCCGCGAAUGAAGGAAAUCUUAAGACAGAAGGAGAUGGAAGCUCAACAGGAAAAAAAUAGGAAACGUCAACAACAUCUUUUGGAGGCUGAAAAAAAUAGUGAAGAUCCAUCGCUUGGGGAUGAAGAUGCUGAAAAGACUGAAAAAAAUAACUGUACUCUUAAGCAGGCCGUCAGAAGUGGACCUUACGCACUUUAUGUCCGCGCCGGGCUCAGCAGUUUUGCUAAAAAAUUUGGUCUCACUCCUGAACACUUUGCUGAAAAUUUACAAGACAAUUAUCAGCGUCAUGAAGUCAGUCAAGUUCCAGUUCAUCCUGAUGUAGUGGCGCAAAGCUAUCUUGGGAAAAGUUUCCAGUCCACAGAAGAAGUUUUGAAAGCUGUUCAGCACAUGGUGGCCAUCCAACUGGCACGUGAACCAAUUGUACGAAAAUGUGCUCGUAAAAUUUACAUGGAUCGUGCUAAGCUGUCAGUACGCCCGACUAAAAAAGGAAUCAGAGAAAUAGAUGAAAGUCAUCCGAUCUAUACCAUGAAGUACUUGAAAAACAAACCAGUUCGUGAACUUGUCGAUCAUAUGUGGCUCAAGUUAUCGACUGCCGAGGCUGACGGUUUGAUAACAAUCACAUUCAGCGAAACUGUUGAAGGUAUUGUCGGCUCAGACUUUAUCAGUGAAUUCAAGCAGCUAUACAUCAAAGAUGAAUUCAGCAGAAAUGUCCAAGACUGGAAUAAUUUACGUACUGGUAGUGUAGAAUUGGCUUUUAAAAAAUAUAUUAUACCAGACUUGAAGAAUGAAUUAAGAGCUAAUAUCACCGCUGAAGCAAAGGAAUCCAUCACGUACUUGUGCUGUCGCAAGUUAUUCAACUGGAUAAAGUUUGCUCCCUACACAUGCAGAUUUCAUGGCCUAGAUGAUGAGGUUUGGAACACUGGAAAAGGCAUCAGGUCGAUGGGAAUCGCUUAUGUUCCAGAUGUCAAUCAAGCUGCGUUUGCUUCAAUCGUCACUCCGGAUGGUGAGUGUGUUGACUUUUUAAAAUUGCCUCAUUUGUUAAAACGCAAGAAUAGUUUCAACCAAAACGAAAGACAUCUCAAAGAAGCUGAUUUACUUUCUCUGAGAAAUUUUAUCAGAAAAAAUAAGCCUCAUAUUGUAGUAAUUGGUGGUGAAUCCAGAGAUGCUCAAACAAUUUCCAAUGACAUCAGAAAAUGCUUGAAAACGCUUGCUGAUAAAGAACAUUAUCCUGCUAUACAAGUUGAAAUAUGUGACUCUAAUGUAGCGAAGAUAUUUUCUACCAGCAAUAGAGGAGUAGCAGAAUUUCGUGACUUCCCUCCACUACUGAGAGAAUCGAUUUCACUUGCGCGACGUCUACAAAAUCCUCUCGGGGAAUUUUCGCAGCUUUGUAAUCCAGAUGAAGACUUGCUCUGCUUGAAAUUCCAUCCCCUUCAAGAUUUACUUUCAAAAGAAGAGCUUUUGGUGGAUUUGUAUGCCGAAUUUAUCAACAGAGUCAACGAAAUUGGUGUCGACUUGAGCAGCAAUAAUAUCUACAAUAAAAAUUUAUUACAAUUCGUAUGUGGAUUAGGCCCCAGAAAAAGUCAGGGUCUAUUGAAAAUACUGAAAAGCAAAAAAAAUAAAUUGGAAAAUCGUACUCAAUUGGUUACCAUGUGCCAUAUGGGACCAACAGUUUUUAUAAAUUGCGCUGGAUUUAUAAAAAUAGACACGGAUACUCUCGACGACAACUCAGAUGUCUACAUUGAGAUGUUGGACAGCACGAGAAUUCAUCCAGAAACGUACGAGUGGGCGCGUAAAAUGGCUGUCGAUGUUCUAGAAUACGAGAAUGCAAAUUUAGAUCCAGGUACAGCUAUCGAAGAGAUAAUAAAAACUCCCGACAAGCUUCAUGACUUAGAUCUCGAUGACUUUGCCGUCGAAUUAGAGAGACAAGGCUUUGGAAAUAAAAUUAUUACUCUUUAUGACGUCCAAACUGAAUUAACUGAUCGUUACAAAGAUCUACGAGUACCCUAUGAAUCUCCAUCUCCCGAAGAAAUGUUUACUUUAGUAACCAAAGAAACUCGAGAGACUUUUUACGUUGGUAAACUAGUCCAGGCAACAGUUAUUGGGUUCCAAUUCAUAAAACCCGCACGUAAACAACUGGACCAAGCACACCCCGUUAAAAAUUAUGAUACUGGACUCUGGCAGUGUCCAUUCUGUUCCAAGGAUGACUUUUUUGAACUCUUUGAAGUAUGGAAUCAUUUUGACACGGGAGCUUGUCCAGGAAAAGUUACCGGCGUUAGACUCCGCCUGGACAAUGGACUGUCUGGAUACAUUCAUUCUACAAAUAUAUCUGAUAAUUAUGUCGCAAAUCCUCAAGACCGAGUACAUAUCCAACAAGUGAUAGCUUGCCGUGUUACCAAAGUUGAUGUAAACCAAUUCAGCAGCGAAUGUUCCAGCAAAAGCAGCGAUCUUGCUGACGUAAAUAAUACCUGGCGACCUGCUAAGGACUUAUUCUACGACACAGAGGCUGAAGAAGAAGAUAAAAGAGCAGAAAAAGAAAGCAGGAAAAGUAAACAGCCGGUUUAUACAAAACGUCUUAUUGUUCAUCCGUCAUUUCACAACAUAAGUUUCGUUGAAGCUGAGAAAAUGAUGAAGACUAUGGAUCAAGGGGAAACUAUUAUCAGACCCAGCAGCAAAGGAAUCGAUCAUUUAACAGUCACUUGGAAAGUAACUGAUGACAUUUAUCAGCACAUUAAUGUUAUUGAAACAGAUAAAUCAAAUUCUUUUUCAUUGGGACGAAGUUUGUGGAUCGGCACUGAAAAAUUUGAAGACUUGGAUGAAAUACUUGUGAGAUAUAUCAACGUGAUGGUUGGUAACGUCGUAGAAAUACUUAAAUUCAAGUACUAUCGUCGUGAGGUUCUUGGAUUCAAAGACAAGGCUGAGCAAAUAUUAAGGGAACAGAAGAGAAAAAAUCCUCCUAGUAUUCCAUACAUUUUUUCGGCUUCGAAAAAUUAUCCUGGUAAAUUUUUAUUAUCGUAUGUGCCUCAAUUUAAAUGUUACCAUGAGUAUGUUACUGUUGUCCCACAGGGAUUCAAAUAUCGCAACAAAGUGUUCAAUAAUCUUAAUACGUUAAUAUGUUGGUUCAAAAAACAUUUCAAUGACCCAAUUGUUGUACCCCCUGGGUUGUCUGAAACGACAUCUCAUAAUACUUCAGAGAUCAGAUGUUUAGUUGCUUAAUUAUUAUUUUUAUUUAUUUAUAAAUUUGUAUAUA